This is a messenger RNA of Melanotaenia boesemani (Boeseman's rainbowfish), 722 nucleotides long. RefSeq names its product chromosome 11 C9orf85 homolog (gene c11h9orf85). The record is from RefSeq and is a predicted model, not a curated record. The transcript is spliced from 4 exons. The coding region runs from base 65 to 628 and encodes 187 amino acids. Lineage: Eukaryota; Metazoa; Chordata; Actinopteri; Atheriniformes; Melanotaeniidae.
GUGUGCUGUCUCCCUCUUGGCAUGGUUGUUGGUCUGUGAGUCCUCUUUGCUUAUUACAAAAACAAUGAGUUCUCAGAAAGGGAAUAUAUCUCGAUCGCGAGGCCAGAAGCAUCAAAACCUCAUUGCCUUCAAAAACGAUAAGUACGGAGCGAGUGCUCAAGUGAAGAAGGCAAACUCGAAGAUCCACGAUGGGCUUUGCCAACAUUGUAAGGGUGUUCUUGAGUGGAAAGUCAAGUACAACAAAUACAAGCCCCUAACACAGGCCAGAAAAUGUGUCAAGUGCUCUCAAAAGACAGUGAAAGAUGCAUAUCACAUAAUCUGUAAGCCCUGUUCACUUCAGCAUGAGAUCUGCUGCAAGUGUGGGAAGAAAGAGGACAUUGUUAUCCCCGUAAAUUCAGACUUGGACAAGACAGAGCAAGAAGAAGAUGAACAGAGGGAGAAAGGACGCAGACGAAGGAAGGAAGACCUGGAUGAUUUGGACAGUGAUGAAGAUGAUUAUGAUGAUGAUGAUUUUGCUGGCCUGGAGGAUGAAGAAGAUGAAGAUUUUGAUAGUGACUCAGAACCAAAAAAGGAGCAGAAGAAAUCUGCCACACCCCCAGAUAUGUCUGUACUUUAUGUUAAAGAUUAAUUUUUUUUCCCCUCAUGUUUAAAUUGUGUAGUUGAUGUAUGAAAUUAUGAUUACUCACAGUUUAACUAAUGAAAAUAAACUACUGUUGCCAGUU